Messenger RNA from Spodoptera litura, 1962 nucleotides. The record is from RefSeq and is a predicted model, not a curated record. NCBI's taxonomy places the organism in Eukaryota, Metazoa, Arthropoda, Insecta, Lepidoptera, Noctuidae.
AUGGUGUCAAACCCAACAUGGAGUGAAGAGGAUGGUGACGAAGAGUUAAGAGCCGAAGACGUUACUCCAGCAAGAUUUAUUCGACUAAGGGAUAACACACGGAUGCGUGUAAGGAACAAGCCAGCAGUAUUACGCACGCGAUACUUUACAUUAAACAGUGACAAAGAAUCUUACUAUUACAGCUUAAUAGUAUGUCACGUGCCAUUCCGUGACGAAAGUGACCUUCUGCAUGAAGAGGAAACUGCUGAGGCGUGUUUUAUUCGGCGACAACGAGAACUUCGCCCGUUACAGGGCAACGUAAGUGCAGAAGAGUUUGCUCACGCGGAACAGACCAUACUACAGGCGCUUGCCCAAGCAGUCGCACUCAAUGCUGCCCGUGAAACACAUGAUGUUAGUGCCCCUUUAAUUUGUGGUGGUGAACAAAUCGUCAAUAAUAUUGAUGACAAUUAUUGUGAAGAUGUAGAUGAAAGAUCUACAAUGUCUGAUGAAAUCUUCUUGGCUAGCAUCAGAGGAUUAAAUGUGCAACAGAAAGAUCUUUUCCAAAAAGUUUCUGUAGCUGUCGAGAAUGAUUUACAUGGACAAGAUGGGCAAUUAUUAUUUUUCAUCACUGGUGGUGCAGGUAGUGGGAAGUCUUUCGUCUUGAAAUUACUUGUGGAACAUAUAAAACGGUGUUAUGCACCUACAGUUGACGUAUUGCUCAAGGCAAAAUUUGUUGAGGUCGGAUCUUUGACAGGUGUCGCUGCGCGUCAAAUACUUGGAAAAACCUUACAUUCAAUAUUCUCACUUCCGAUUGAAAAAGGAAAUACCAUGACAUAUAAAAAACUCACUGGUCAAAAGUUAGAGAAUGAAAGACGAAACUGGCGUCAUAUUAACUUGCUGAUCAUUGACGAGAUAUCGAUGGUUUCCUACGAGAACUUACGCAUUAUACAUUUGCGUCUCCAAGAAUUUAAAAACAAUAACAAGUUAUUUGGAGGGGUACACGUACUGCUUUUUGGAGAUAUUCUUCAACUACCACCAGUAAAAGGACAUUGGUGUUUUAUUCAACCGCCAUGGUUUUCGGCCGAAAUUAAUUUAUGGCAGCAGUUCUCCUUUUGUGAACUGACCAUCAACAUGCGCCAGCAAAACGAUAUUGAGUUCAUCGAUCUUCUCAAUAGCCUACGAGUAGGUGAUUUAACAACGGGUCAUCUGGAGUUACUCUGUGAGCGGCGACACGUGCCUAUGUCUGGUGAUUUUGCUGAUGGUGUUGCAGUCCGUAUCUUCCCCACAAUACGUCAAGUAGACAAUUAUAAUGAUAAAAUGACCGCUGAAAAUUCCAAAACUAACCGAAUGUACACCAUAAAUGCCGUAGACGAGUCUCGCGAGGUGGCAACUUAUGGCAUAAAACCACCAGACAAUGUUAUACCUAAAGACAUUAAUAACUGUGGUGGUUUUCUACUAAGUUUAAAAUUGGGUGUCGGAUCACGAGUGAUGUUGAGACGUAAUAUUUCGGUAUCCGAUGGGCUCGUAAAUGGUGCAAUGGGCAUUGUCAAAGCAAUAAAAUGGCCUGCUCUGCGGCGAGAUCAACUGGAGGAAGGCGAGUUGCCUGAAGCAGUACUUAUACAAUUUGAUGACGCGACUAUUGGGUUAAGAAUGAAGGAUAAAGAUGGAUACAUAUCAAUUUCACCUGUUUGUACCACUUUCCAAGCGCAGAGGGGAUAUGGAGACGUCGAGCGAAGAAUGUUACCGCUAAUUUUAAGCUGGGCAGUAACAGUGCACAAAUUGCAAGGCACCACCCUUAAUACGGCUGUAAUUGAUUUGGGGAAGAAAAAUUUCGCAAAAGGGCAAGUUUAUGUGGCUCUUAGUCGCGUCAAAACAUUAGAUGGCAUUGCUUUGUCCGAUUUGGAUGCUAAUAAAUUAUUAAAUCGACCACACGACGACAAAGCUCUCACUGAAAUGAUGAGAUUGCGUAAUCUUAGUGAAUAG